Molecule: messenger RNA, 1965 nt
Organism: Trypanosoma rangeli
Lineage: Eukaryota; Euglenozoa; Kinetoplastea; Trypanosomatida; Trypanosomatidae
Exons: 1
Coding region: 1-1965 (654 amino acids)
Source: RefSeq, a predicted model, not a curated record
AUGGGCGUCAACGCCGAGAACAUUGAAGUUGCGCUCGACCGGCAUGCGUUGCGGGCCGAGAUUCGUAUGGAUUUGGUCGCCUUGUCACCCCUUGCCGUGCUCAUGCUAGAUUACGUCGCUAAGGGCGCAUAUAUUGGAAAACUUUUCGCGGUGGAGCAAGUUCGGAGGGUGCGGAACGUAAGCUACAUCAACCGCCUCUUGAGCGCCGUGGACCAGGCGGGUAACCUUCUCCUCAAUUACGGUGAUUCCGCUGAGCCAAAUUGGGAGCUAAAAGUCAUGGAUGGCCGGGUGGUCGCGUUUCUACCCAUUCUUGAGGGCACCUUUGCCUAUAACGGCGAGGUGCAUGGUCUUCUUCCGACCAUUGGAACCGCAUUAAAUACGCGGACGCGGUAUAAAGAAUUGCUGCGCCUUCACCAGGAGUUUCGCCCGAACCACACACGCGUGGCGACGUCAGGGGGAAUUCUACUUGUGCGUGGAUUUGCGCUGCAUCUUCGGACGUUAUUUGGCCGUGUGGUGGAUGAAUUUCUUCCUCCUGGCCUGAAGUCGAUGAGUUCACGCGUCAUUGAGCCUGACUCGACCUCCAGCCACAAGUUACGGGAACGCACGUUCGUCUUCCACGGGGAUUCUACUGUGGAACUUACGCAUGUUCCCAUUGAAUUUUACACCCUGGAGUCGUACCGCGAGCAUGUACCUUUUUCGCUGCGCAAAACGCUUUCAUUCCGGUGCGCAUGUAAAGCGGAUAUUCUUUCCGUCUUUAAAACGGCACCCGGGGGAAAUGAGUGCUGUUGCACGUACAUCUGUAAAGGGGGUCAAUUUAAUGAGUUGACCUCUGAGGACUGGGUCACAGCCGACCCCAAGUUGCUACCGUACGUUGGCUACGACGACCCCGGCCGCCAGCAGGAGCUUGCGCAGCAAGCAGUAUAUCAGGAAUGCGAAUACAGCAUUCUUUCUGCCAUUGCAGCAGGGGAUAUUACAAGCGAUGGCGUCCUCUUGACCCGCUAUUUCCCAUCUCCGUGUUUAAAGUCCUUGAUUUUGUCUUGCACUGUCGGAAGGAAAGUGCGGGCAAUCUUUUUUACAAAGGCUUCACGGCAUCACGGAGAGUUCUUUAGCCAAGAGGACAGUGGCCUUCUUUGUGACCUCAACACUUUUGGAAUCGCCGUCUUCUACGUGGAUGAGGCGCAUGAUGGCAUUUAUCAAUUUAUCCGGCGCCAGGACCGCGAUUCUGGCGUCUUUGUGCCAGUGGAGAGACGACAGGAGUAUCUGCUUGCUACCUUUUUUGGUGUUUACGGCUCCAAUUUAGUGGCGGGCGACUUUGAGGCCGAGCUGGGGUUCCUCCUGAACGGCAUUUUGCAGCUAAGGCACUACUGCAACCAUCCCCUUCUAAACCCGAAUAAGACGCUUGCGCUUGUCACGGGUGGUGGUCCUGGCGCGAUGGAGGUGGGCAAUCGGGUCGCCAAGUCGCUUGGCAUCUUGUCUUGCGGCCUGUUUGUUGACUUUGGCGCCCUAUCUCACAGGCCCGGGGCGACAAUUAACGAGCAGAAGCGGAACCCGUACGUUGACGCCUUCAUGACGUACCGUUCGAACAAGCUGGUGGAGCGUCAAUCAGACUUUAACUUGGACUUCCCUAUAUUUUUGACUGGAGGCAUUGGCACAGAUUUCGAGUACGCCCUUGAGGAGGUUCGUCGGAAGGUUGGGUCCGUCCCCCCGAACCCCAUCCUUCUCUUUGGAACGUUGAAUGAAUACACGAAUAAGAUUACCGGACGCUAUCGGGAAAACCUGAGAGCCGGAACGAUCAAGGGAUCAGAGUGGAUUUGCUCUAUACCGUGGCUUGUGACAACGGGGGCAGAGGCAUGGGAAGUUUACCGACGCUUUUUUAAUGGCCAGCUUCUCGUGGGCCCGGAUGCCCCCCUUAAUGAUCGUGGUUUUGUUUUGGCUUCAGAGUAUUUUGUGAAACACUCCAUGUAG